Molecule: messenger RNA, 1487 nt
Organism: Pelagomonas calceolata
Lineage: Eukaryota; Pelagophyceae; Pelagomonadales; Pelagomonadaceae
Source: the annotation of a GenBank genome assembly
GUUUGUUGCUUGCGGUUGACCGUCGUUUGCGCCACACCCACGGCUCCGGGCGCGGCGCAGCUCGCUCCCGGCGGUCUGGGGGCUGCGGGCGUACUCUCGGCGGCGCGCGACGGCGGAUGAAGCCGUCCGUGGGCUGCCCGUCGCACCAACGUUUACGAACUUGCCGGGGCAGCAAGCUGGUGCGGCGCGCGAGCGAGCCGGCCGUGGGCAUUUCGUUGCUCGCUGCCGAACGGCUCGUCGGCCGCAGGCAUGGCUGGCGGGAGCGCUUCGUUGAUUGCUAGUGUCUUACUGGAGCUAUGGGCUCGACAACACCGACGCCGCGCGCGCCUGCUUGCGGAUCUGCGAAGCCUCGCUCUGUGCUGCUUUAGCGCAUCACUCCCACACGAGUCGCCGUUUCAACUCCUGAAACGCUGCGACUGCAUACGUUUUUCAGCCCUCAUCCCUGCUGCUCAUCAUUUCAGCAGCACACACAGCGAAGGCGCCCUCGAGAGAAGAUGUCGGAGCCCUUCGUCGGCAGAAGAGUAGAAAUCACGGGCACGAGCCGCGCCGACCUGAAUGGCAAGCGCGGCACCGCUAUCAGUUUCGACACGGACAAAGGGAGGUACCGCGUCCGCGUCCGCGGCAGCGACAUGUACCUCAAACCGAGCAACCUGCUCCCCGUGCCGGAGACGGGCGCGCCCUCGAGCUUUGCGGACGUCAGGGACCAGGCCGAGCAGUACGCCGACGAAUUCAUGAGUCGUUUAAAAGACGUGCUGCCUCCCGGCUUCGCCCCCCGCGACGCCCUCUUCGCCAUCGUGGGCUUCGCGCUGCUCUGGCGAACGGCGGGCCUGGUGCGUGCUGCGGCUGUAUUGCUCGUCACGGUCUUAGCUCUCUUCUCCGGCGCGCGGGAGGCCUACGCCAAAGCCGGCGGCGGCGUCAAGGGCGCCAGGGCCGGUUUUGACGCGGCCGGCACCUUCGCGGCGAAGGAGGUGUCGCGGCGGGCGGGCCGGCCCAUCACCUCGAAGCAGGCAUGGGUAGGCCUGGCCUUGUUAGUAUUGCUGGCGUACCAGUUCGGAGGCAAGGCGGCGCCGCGGCGGUCUACCUACAAGCCACCGCGGAGCGCCUACGAGCCGUCCGGGGGCUCAUCGUGCGCCGACGCCUACCGGCGGGGCUUCGACGACGCCACGGCGGGCCGAAAAUACGACGCGGACGCCGGCGGCGAGGCGUACGACGAUGAGCCCGAGGCGGGCCACGAGCCGUCGGGUGGCAUGGGUUCGGCGCUGCUGAGCAAGGGCCUGCCACUCUUCUUCUUCGGCAAGCAGGUCCACCAGCUCGGCGGGAGCCCGUGGAACCCGCAGGUCGCUCAGAGGAACUUCAUGGCCCUCGACCCGAUGCGCAAGGCCAUGUUUGGCUUCCUGGUCCUGCGGCUCCUCGGCCUGUCGCCGCUCUAGUACUUGAGGCCGUUCGGGCUCCGCGCAGGACGGUACCGGUGUGACUGAUAGUAAAAU